Molecule: messenger RNA, 867 nt
Organism: Anthostomella pinea
Lineage: Eukaryota; Fungi; Ascomycota; Sordariomycetes; Xylariales; Xylariaceae
Source: the annotation of a GenBank genome assembly
AUGGAGGGAUCGAACAGCACGCCUACUGCCGCCAGCGGGCGGUCCAAAGCAGCAAAGAGCAGGAACACCGAUGUCCGCAAAGAACAAAAUCGAGUCGCGUCACGCGCGUAUCGAGAAAAACGCAGACAGAAGUUGGCCCUGCUGGACGAACUCCUGAAAUCGGAUUCUUGUGCCGACUCCAUGAGCUCGGUAUCUGAUGAGACAGACGCCGCUCAAACGCCUCUGUCUAUAUCGCAGAGCAGGCAUGCAUCAAAAAGCCCUGCGCCGCCAACACUGCCUACGAUUCCAGUAGCAGCACAGUGGCCGCCCGUGGCCCAGGCUAUGGGUUCCAGUGGUCCGACCUUUGGACAGGAGACGUAUGCCAGUUACUGGAUGGACUGCUUCGAUCGGCCCGGCGACUUUGUCACUGCAAAUACGACAUACUCACACCCGUUCAUCCCUACCGAUGUGGACGGUAGCAAUCUAGGGACUUCUUCUUCCCAGUACAUAACGCCCAUCCCAUCAAUACCAUCAAUGCCAUCGACACCGCAGUUCCCUGCCGAAUCAGAACCAUCCGAUAGAAAUCUGGCCCCGUAUCACACGUCGUCUCUACCCAGCAACAGUGUCCAUGACCUGCCCAGUUUGCCGGGAUACGACAGCGUCGAGAUCCCGGCACUGGAGAGCGACAUGAUGAACGCGCUGGAGAGCCUGGCGAAACUGAAUGACGCCCAACAGCAGCAGAUUCUCACCUUGAUACAGAAAAAAAGAAGUGCGUCGCAGUCGAUGGGCAGCGAUCAUAGCUUCCACCCCAGGCUGGCAGAUUACCACGCCGGGGCGCCAACUUCAGUUCAUAAGCAGCGACAUGCGAUCCACCACACGCCAUGGUAG